Molecule: messenger RNA, 798 nt
Organism: Phytophthora megakarya
Lineage: Eukaryota; Oomycota; Peronosporomycetes; Peronosporales; Peronosporaceae
Source: the annotation of a GenBank genome assembly
AUGGUGGCGAUGGAUGGCGAAAGCCUUGACGCAGAACCCGCCGUCUAUUAUCAUCAAGGUCGGGACUUCGUGCUCUUGGACAUGAUCAAAACCCAGGUGGUCUACCUCCCCGACCUGAGUGAUCUCCGACCCGAGGCCAACAUCGAUGAGGCCAUCGUCGGCGAACCCGGGGAAUCAGACCCAGAAGAGGAGGAAAGCCUCCGGAAACGCACCUCCUCCCCCGGCCCGGGUGUCGUUUGCGACCUGGAAGUUCGGGAGGCAAAAAAACAUUACUAUGAGGUCUCGGAGGAUCCCCGCCGAUUUAUUGUCCAAAGUGUACAAGUUACUCAAGUGCCUUCAAGAGACCGUCUGAUCGAGUACUCCCACUCGGAAUGGACAUCGGCCAUUGUCCUCGUGAUGAAAAGGAACGACACCGACGCCCGCUUGUGCAUCGACAAUCGGUUGGUGAACGAGCUGAUCAAGCUGAUGAACUACUCCCUACCCCUAAUCGACGAGCUGAUGAGCAACUUCGCCGCCACUAUUGGGUUCGCGGUUCCGAAAACGGCCCGAUCCCAGCUGAUUAGGCUGCACGGACACUUUCAGUGGAAACGUAUUUUGAUCGGUUUGAAGAACGCUCCGUUGAUUUACCAACAACUUCUGAACAGUAGCCUUUGGGGUUUUGUCCGGCUACCCCCGGAAGAGGAUCGGCUUGUUGACCCGGAGGUGCUAGAGUUCUUGGUGAUUUCUCCUGAGACACGGACGCCCCGGUAUCCCAGGGCACGGAGCCCAGGGGGCGGCGGCUUCCAGGACCAGCACUGA